AUGCCGCGAUUGCCCAGACCUCCACCAAAUCCCAACGCAACGCUGAGCAAGACUACGCCACAAGAGAGCGUUUUACUGCCAGGGUAUAAGACCCCAAGAGUUAACGAAACUAGCCAACCACUCACCGCAGCAGAUCCGAAUACGGAGCUCCCAGCCAUAGGAAACACCGCCGCAUCCCUGCAGGCUGCUCGAGCUCAAGUGCCGGCCAGUGCCGUCGAAAAGGAAUUCAUAUACAAUCUUCAACAGCAGGUCUAUUUCUUGGAGCUCCAGUCAAAGCUGCUCCGCGACAAACUCGUUGACGCAGGGCCAAAACUAAAGUCACGCUCAGUAGAGGCAAACCCUGCAUUUGACAAGUCUCUUGAUGCAGCUCUUCCUCUUCAGGAAUACAUAGAAGGCUUACGUAACGCUUAUUCAGAGUUGGAGUCUAAGUAUCAAGCAGAUUCCAAGGAGUUGAAAAGUAAGUAUGAGGCUGCACAGCAUGAUCUAGCCGCUGCCACCGCUGAAAUUGCUUAUUUGAAGAAGAAGACGGAAGACUUCCCGAAGGAGUUAGCACGAGCAUCUAACCAGAUGGUUGCACAACUUCAAAAGCUAAAUGAGGAGCGUGAGGCAUUGGAUGCCCAGUUGAAGGAGGCGAACCUUGACAUAGAUCAUCUCCGUGAUGAACUCGCAGUGACCAAGUCUCAGCUUGAGCUGCGGACAGCAGAGCUUGCAGAUACCUGUCGGGAAAAGCAGAUUCUGGAGCAGCAGGUCCAUGACGUAGAGCGUAACUUUCUUUCUGCUUCUAAAGCUGAAGAGCGAGAGCGAUGUCUUGCUGAAGCACUUGCAGAUCUGAAGAAGCUCAAGGCAGACAUGGGCUACCUCCAAACGGAGCUUAACGAUACACGAGCGUCUGAGAAAAAGGCAUCAGAUAUGCGCUGGGAAAUGGAUCGAACAAUCGAGGAGCACAAACUAACAAUCAGCGAGCUUAAUUCCUCUGUUAAGCAUCUACGGGAAGAAAAUAAGCUACUUUCUAAUUCUUUAUCAGAGGCUCGGAGAAAGCUUGAGGAGCUCGCCACUAAGGAAUCCCUCAGUCGAAAGAAGUAUGAUGAGUUGAAUAACGAAUCCACAGACCUCUUGCGGGAUGCACGGACCCAGGCAGAGCUGCAUAAGCGACAGAUAGGUGAGGCAGAGUCUCGAAGGAAAUUCUACGAGGCACAGAAUCUUGACCUGCUGAGAGAUAAAGAGUACCUGGAGAAGACUAAUGACUCAAUCAAGAGCAUGCAAGAACUUCUGUCUCGCAAGCUAGAUGAGUGCCGAGCAGAGCUGGCUGCCUCACAGGAAGCAGCUCACACACACGCAGCGUCCCUCAAGACCCUGGAGCAGAGGCUGGCUAUGGCAUUGGAGGAGAACCAGAUGAGCGCAAACCAGAUAGACGGAUUCAAGCGGAUCAUUGAGCGGAGCUGUGCCGAACUAGAUCUCAAGGAUAGGGAGAUAGAUGCUUACAAGGCUUUAGUUUCUAUAGACCCAGAAGAAUUUAUGCGACUUCAGCAAACAAACCAUGAGUUGGCCCUCAAGCUCAACGGCUUCAACACAAGGUUCUCCAGGCUGGGGAGCGAUGCCAGGGAAUUCAUUCAAAGCGGCUGGAAGCUGUCACGGAACCAAGAGCUGGCCAAGGCCAGCGCCGGCUUCCAUGAGAUAGAGCCAGGACCGGACUCUUGCUCCCCAGACAGCUUUGACGCCCGGGCAGCAAGUGAAAAGAUGCGGACGGACAAAGAUAGACAAGGAAGACGCACCGAACUCUCUAUGGGUGAUCAGAUGCGUCAGCUUGCGGCAGACAUGCUUCAAGAAACCCGAGGACAGCUGGGCUUCAACAGCGAAAACGACCAGAAUGUCGAAGACUUUCGCAAGUAA
Giardia duodenalis is the source of this 1890-nucleotide messenger RNA. Its product is annotated as Coiled-coil protein. Lineage: Eukaryota; Fornicata; Diplomonadida; Hexamitidae. The record is from RefSeq and is a predicted model, not a curated record. Bases 1 to 1890 code for a protein of 629 amino acids. The transcript has a single exon.